This is a messenger RNA of Gongylonema pulchrum, 210 nucleotides long. The record is from the annotation of a GenBank genome assembly. NCBI's taxonomy places the organism in Eukaryota, Metazoa, Nematoda, Chromadorea, Rhabditida, Gongylonematidae.
AUGGAGGGUCGAUAUGUACAUGCGUCCGAGUAUUAUCAGACAUACCAGUCGCUGUCGCCGCUUUCGCCUUCUAUUCAGCCCUUAUUUGCCGCAUACUGCCAAAUGCUUAUUAAUCCGGAAAAUGCUGAAACAUUUUCUGCGGGUAAUACGUCAAUGUUCACCACUGUACACUCGAUGGAUCUGAAAUUUAUAUAUAUUGAUCAAAUGUGA